Messenger RNA from Chondrus crispus (carragheen), 789 nucleotides. RefSeq lists its product as hypothetical. NCBI's taxonomy places the organism in Eukaryota, Rhodophyta, Florideophyceae, Gigartinales, Gigartinaceae. Gene Ontology annotation, cellular component: membrane; endoplasmic reticulum. The transcript has a single exon. The record is from RefSeq and is a predicted model, not a curated record. The coding region runs from base 1 to 789 and encodes 262 amino acids. Gene Ontology annotation, biological process: lipid homeostasis.
AUGCCACCCCCGCUCCCCUCGUCCCUUCCGCCAGACCUAGUAACCGUCGUCAGCUCCCUCACCCUCUUCUAUGCCCUCGACCUCUUUCACCGCCACUACAUAUCUCCCCUUUUCCCCUCCUACGUCUCCUUCCCUCCCGCCGCUCGCUUCGACUGGGACCGCCGUUCGCUCAACCUCUUCUUCCAGCUCGUCCAAACUCCCUUCAACCUCUACCUGCUUCUGCUCGACCCGCACACUCAGGCCGACCCCCUCUACGGCUACUCUCCGCUGGCCCACCUCGGCUUUCUGAUUAUCGUCGCAUUUUACCUGUACGACGCGGCGGGGAUCGUCAUGCAUCCCACCCCGCCCUCCAGCUCUCCCUUAUGGCUCUUCCACCACUCUGUUGCUGUUGCCCUCCUCGUUUACGAUAUCUCAUACCGCCGCUGCUCCGCCCUUCCGGCCGCUGCCUUUCUCAUCUCCGCUGCGGGACACGUCUCCAACGAGGCUCGCUGGCUUUGCACCGUCACUGACGUUCGUGAUCAACGCCUCCUCAAGCCUUUACAUCUUUUUUGCGUCCUUGUUCCACUUGUCACAUGUGGACUUCCCCCGCCGUGGUUGCUGUACAAAUGCGCAAGGCAGCUGCGAGUGUCGGUUGUCCAACUUGUGGCGCAACAAAUGCGUCCAUAUUGCCUCUUUUUCUUCAUCAUCAUUUAUGUGCCCCACCUCGGCCUGAUCGCAUACCAGGCUCGCAGGGCGUAUAGAUUGUGGGGGGCCGCACCAAAGCCAUUUCGAAUCAAAAAGCUCGAUUGA